AUGCGGCGGUGAGCGCGGCGGGGCCGGGCGCCACCGCGAUGCUCCGCCGCAGCCUCAGCCGCCUGUGUGCUGGGGAGGAGAAGCGGGUGGGCACGCGCACCGUGCUGGUCGGGCACCGGCCCGUGGCGGACACCGAGGCGUACGUGGCGCAGAAGUUCUGUGACAACAGGAUCGUCUCCUCCAAGUACACCCUCUGGAACUUCCUCCCCAAGAACCUUUUCGAGCAGUUUCGAAGAAUUGCCAACUUCUACUUCCUCAUCAUCUUCCUCGUGCAGGUGAUAGUGGACACCCCAACCAGCCCGGUGACCAGUGGCCUCCCGCUCUUCUUCGUCAUCACUGUCACAGCUAUCAAACAGGGGUACGAGGACUGGCUGAGGCACAGAGCUGACAACGAGGUGAACAAAAGCAACGUCUUUGUCGUGGAAAACGCGAAGCAAGUGCGGAAAGAGAGUGAAAAAAUCAAGGUUGGAGACAUCGUGGAAGUGAAAGCAGAUGAGACCUUCCCCUGUGAUUUGAUAUUUCUGGCCUCCAGCAGCACUGAUGGCACCUGCUAUGUCACCACAGCCAGCCUGGACGGCGAGUCCAACUUCAAGACCCACUACGCCGUGCGGGACACCACCGUGCUCUGCACCGACGAAGCCAUCGACGCCCUCACGGCCACCAUCGAGUGUGAGCAGCCCCAGCCCGACCUCUACAAAUUUGUUGGAAGGAUUAUCAUCUAUGGGAGUAACCAAGAGCCUGUAGCCAGGUCUUUGGGUCCUGAAAACCUGUUGUUGAAAGGUGCUACCCUCAAAAAUACCAAGAAGAUUUACGGAGUUGCAGUCUAUACUGGCAUGGAAACAAAAAUGGCUCUCAACUACCAAGGGAAAUCUCAGAAACGCUCUGCAGUAGAGAAAUCCAUCAACGCUUUCUUGAUAGUGUAUUUAUGCAUCUUAUUGGGCAAGGCCACUGUGUGCACGACUCUGAAAUAUGUCUGGCAGAGUAAUCCAUUUAAUGAUGAGCCUUGGUACAACGAGAAGACUAAAAAAGAGAGAGACACGUUCAAGGUGCUGCGGAUGUUCACGGAUUUCCUGUCCUUCAUGGUCCUCUUCAAUUUCAUCAUCCCCGUCUCCAUGUACGUUACAGUGGAGAUGCAGAAGUUCCUGGGCUCCUUCUUCAUCUCCUGGGACAAGGAGAUGUACGAUGAGGAGAUCCAGGAGGGAGCGCUGGUGAACACCUCGGACCUGAACGAGGAGCUGGGGCAGGUGGAGUACGUGUUCACUGACAAGACGGGCACGCUGACAGAGAACAGCAUGGAGUUCAUCGAGUGCUGCAUCGACGGGCACAAGUACAAGGACUGCAUGGCAGAGGUGGAUGGCUUCUCCCAGCCGGAUGGGCCCCUCAAGUACUAUGGCAAGGCUGAGAAGAGCCGUGAGGAGCUGUUCCUGAGAGCCCUGUGCCUGUGCCACACGGUCCAGAUCAAGGAGGCGGACCAGGUGGACGGGCUGGUGGCACACCCAGAGCGCAAAUACACCUACAUCUCCUCCUCCCCAGAUGAGAUCGCUCUGGUCAAAGGCGCGGAAAAGUAUGGUUUCACUUUUCUAGGACUUGAAAACAAUUUCAUGAAAAUCCGAAACCAAAAGAAUGAAACUGAGAUGUACCAACUUCUGCACGUGCUGAACUUUGAUCCUGUCCGGCGGCGCAUGAGUGUCAUUGUGAGAACCAGCACAGGAAAGUUGCUCCUCUUCUGCAAAGGAGCAGACUCCUCCAUUUUUCCGAGGGUGCAGCAAGAAGAAAUCCAGCAAACAAAAGUCCACGUGGACCGCAAUGCCAUGGAUGGCUACCGAACGCUCUGCGUGGCCUUCAAGGAGCUGACUGAGAAGGAGUAUGACAGGAUUGACAGGCAGCUCAAUGAGGCCAAGAUGGCUCUGCAGGACAGGGAGGAGAAGAUGGCCAAGGUUUUUGAUGACACAGAGGCAGACAUGCACCUGAUUGGGGCCACAGCUGUGGAGGACAGGCUGCAGGAGCAGCUGGCAGAGACCAUCGAGGCCCUGCACGCCGCUGGCAUGAAGGUCUGGGUGCUGACAGGGGACAAGAUGGAGACGGCCAAGUCCACGUGCUACGCCUGCAGGCUGUUCCAGACCGGCACGGAGCUGCUGGAGCUGACGGCCAGGACGGUGGGCGAGGGCGACAGGAAGGAGGAUCGGCUCCAUGAGCUGCUGCUGGAGUACCACAAAAAGCUCAUCCAGGACCUGCCCAAAAACAGGGCCGGCCUCAAGAGAAGCUGGACGUUGAGUCAGGAGUAUGGACUGAUCAUAGAUGGCUCCACGCUGUCGCUGAUACUCAACCCCUCUCAGGACUGUGGCUCCAGCAAUUACAAAAGCAUCUUCCUGCAGAUCUGCCUGAAGUGCACUGCAGUGCUCUGCUGCCGGAUGGCUCCCCUGCAGAAAGCACAGAUUGUGCGAAUGGUGAAGAACACGAAAGGAAGCCCGAUAACCCUGUCCAUAGGGGAUGGUGCAAAUGAUGUCAGCAUGAUUCUGGAAGCACAUGUUGGGAUAGGGAUCAAGGGCAAGGAAGGACGCCAGGCCUCCAGGAACAGCGACUACGCUGUGCCAAAGUUUAAACACUUGCGAAAACUGCUACUAGCACACGGGCAUUUAUAUUAUGUGAGAAUAGCACACCUUGUACAGUAUUUCUUCUAUAAGAACCUUUGCUUCAUUUUACCACAGUUUUUAUACCAGUUCUUUUGUGGAUUCUCACAGCAGCCGCUGUAUGAUGCUGCUUACCUGACCAUGUACAACAUCUGCUUCACGUCGCUGCCCAUCCUGGCUUACAGCCUGCUGGAGCAGCACAUCAGCAUUGACACCCUGACCUCGGACCCCCAGCUCUACAUGAAGGUGUCAGACAAUGCCAUGCUGCAGUGGAGGCCCUUCCUGUACUGGACCUUCCUGGGCGCCUUUGAAGGACUCGUGUUUUUCUUUGGGGUUUAUUUUCUUUUCCAAAACUCCUCCUUGGAAGACAACGGAAAGGUGUUUGGGAACUGGACCUUUGGGACGAUUGUCUUCACCGUGCUGGUGUUCACCGUCACCCUCAAGCUAGCGUUAGAUACCCGAUUCUGGACGUGGAUGAACCACUUUGUGAUUUGGGGCUCCCUUGCUUUCUAUGUGUUUUUCUCAUUCUUUUGGGGAGGAGUCAUUUGGCCUUUCUUGAAGCAGCAAAGAAUGUAUUUUGUAUUUGCUCAUAUGCUGACUUCUGUUUCCACAUGGCUGGCAAUAAUUCUCCUGAUCUUUAUCAGCCUUUUCCCAGAAAUUCUUCUAAUAGUUUUAAAAAAUAUAAAAGAGAAAAAUCAUCAGGCUGGCCCCUUUGAUCUGCCUGUGUUAGUGUCAUACAAACGUAUAGAGAAUGGUUAUGUGAAGGCUGAAGAUGCUGUUACUAAUCUGGCAGAAAGAUAUCCUCUCAGGAUACCUUAAAGUGCUCCACACAAACGUUGUCGUGCUGUAGGAACCCGUGGUUUUAACCUGGCAGUGACCUUUGAUGGCACCAAGGACUGCGAGCAGCCUGCUGGGAGAGCAGCCAGGGCACUGGCCCCACGUCAGGCUUCGGUCUUGAGGCUUCCCUGCCCUCCCAAAAAAACCAGUUCUGCCAAAUCCUGCAUCGUUGGAGCUGGGACAGCAUCGUUAGGAGCUCACCCCAGCAGCAUGGAUCGAAUGCAGGAGGGCAGUGCCAGCCCCAUCACACACAGCGCUGUGUGCCCGCUGCGGAUGUGCCCAGAGCAGCAGGGCUGCUCACGCUCCUGCUCUGCCUGACCAAAGAAGUAGCACAGACUCCAACGCAGUGACAUUCCCCUGCAGCCCUGAAGGCACCGGGACGAGGCUGCUGCCCUCAGAAGGUGGAUGCAGCCC
This is a messenger RNA of Melozone crissalis (California towhee), 3881 nucleotides long. It is a transcript of the gene ATP11C, whose product is annotated as ATPase phospholipid transporting 11C. Gene Ontology annotation, biological process: phospholipid translocation. The record is from RefSeq and is a predicted model, not a curated record. Gene Ontology annotation, cellular component: trans-Golgi network; endoplasmic reticulum; recycling endosome. Bases 39 to 3449 code for a protein of 1136 amino acids. The transcript is spliced from 29 exons. Gene Ontology annotation, molecular function: magnesium ion binding; ATP binding; ATP hydrolysis activity. NCBI's taxonomy places the organism in Eukaryota, Metazoa, Chordata, Aves, Passeriformes, Passerellidae.